AUGCUUCUGGAGCAAAACUUGACUACCGCCGAUAUGCAGAAACACUCUUUGACAUACUGGUGGCCGGUGGGAUGCUGGGUAAGUGUUUUUAACAAGUUGAUCAGGCGCUACAAAUACCUGGAAAAAGGUUUUGAAGAUGAAGUUAAAAAGCUGCUUCUGUUCUUAAAGGGUUUUUCCGAAUCAGAGAGGAACAAGCUGGCUAUGUUGACUGGUGUUCUUCUGGCUAAUGGAACACUGAAUGCAUCCAUUCUUAACAGCCUUUAUAAUGAGAAUUUGGUUAAAGAAGGGGUCUCAGCUGCGUUUGCCGUGAAGCUCUUCAAGUCGUGGAUAAAUGAGAAAGACAUCAAUGCAGUAGCUGCCAGUCUUAGGAAAGUCAGCAUGGACAAUAGACUGAUGGAACUUUUUCCUGCCAAUAAGCAAAGCGUCGAACACUUCACAAAGUAUUUCACUGAGGCAGGCUUGAAAGAGCUUUCAGAAUAUGUUCGUAACCAGCAAACCAUAGGAGCUCGGAAGGAGCUCCAGAAAGAACUUCAGGAACAGAUGUCCCGUGGUGAUCCGUUUAAGGAUAUAAUUUUAUACGUCAAGGAGGAGAUGAAAAAAAACAACAUCCCAGAACCAGUUGUCAUCGGAAUAAUCUGGUCAAGUGUGAUGAGCACUGUGGAAUGGAACAAAAAAGAGGAGCUUGUAGCAGAGCAAGCCAUCAAGCACUUGAAGCAAUACAGCCCUCUACUUGCUGCCUUCACUACUCAAGGUCAGUCUGAGCUGACUCUGUUACUGAAGAUUCAGGAGUAUUGCUAUGACAACAUUCAUUUCAUGAAAGCCUUCCAGAAAAUAGUGGUGCUUUUUUAUAAAGCUGAAGUCCUGAGUGAAGAGCCCAUUCUGAAGUGGUAUAAGGAUGCCCAUGUUGCAAAGGGGAAAAGUGUCUUCCUGGAGCAAAUGAAAAAGUUUGUGGAGUGGCUCAAAAAUGCUGAAGAAGAAUCGGAGUCUGAAGCUGAAGAAGGUGACUGAAUUCUGAGACUACGUCCUCAGUAAAGCAAACAGGAGUUGUAGAUAAAAUGUCAUGUCUCAUGUGUCCUGGUUUUUACAUCUUCCUACCUCCCUGUAUCAAGCAUGAUAUAAGGGCUUUCAUGGCAAAUUUUAUUUUAACUGUUUCUAUGGUUACUGGAAAUGUUGGGUUUAAUUUCUAAAACCAUGUUUUAAGUAGCUACAGGAGCUAUAGAUUGGAAUCUAAUGUUGCAUUAGUCUUUUCAGUUCUCUUCUACCUCCUGUAUUUUCUACUGUAAUGUAAUUUAAGGCCUUCCACAAUGAACAGUUCACUUUAUUCCCUGGGUUUUAUAUAUAAACCAUUUUCAAGAUAUGAUUUGGUUAAAAAAACAAUUUCUUAUAAAAAUUCUGUUGGCAAAUUAAACUGUAAAAGUAUCCAAAGUUUCAAAAGACAA
Messenger RNA from Echinops telfairi (small Madagascar hedgehog), 1439 nucleotides. RefSeq names its product basic leucine zipper and W2 domains 1 (gene BZW1). Bases 1 to 1008 code for a protein of 335 amino acids. Lineage: Eukaryota; Metazoa; Chordata; Mammalia; Afrosoricida; Tenrecidae. Gene Ontology annotation, molecular function: protein binding. Gene Ontology annotation, cellular component: membrane; cytoplasm. The transcript has 9 exons. The record is from RefSeq and is a predicted model, not a curated record.